AUGUCUGCUGAUUCACUAAGCCGAACUGUCGAACAAAAUGCAUUCCAGAACUUCACCCAGCUUUCGUCCUUUUCACUUCACUUGAAUCUGACCUCUAUGCAAGGCUUUGCGUGGUUGCUCUAUCUUAAGAACCUAAAACACCUUGAUCUUUCGCGUUGCGGUCUUGUAUCUCUGAAUACAGCCGAGUUUACCACUGGAUUCCCGAGUCUGCAAACUGUCGAUCUCAGUUACAACAAUUUGAAGUUUUUGCACCUACCUUUCUUGUCCGAUGUGCCACGACUUCAGUAUCUUGAUAUUUCAUGGAAUAGAUUUAGAAAUUUUCCCAGUCUCUCAUCUGAUACUCUCGUUGUAAAUAUCGCAAAUAAUCCCUUGGAAUGCACUUGUACCAAUGUUCAGCUGAAAAAUGAGGGAAAUUUCCUAACAUCGGACUUUAUUUGCGCUCUUAUUCCAUGCCCAUAUUUCUUGACAUUCAAAAGGGCUUUUUCGAAUUUGACACUGUCUCCCCAAGUUGCUGAAAGUUUCCAAUUUUCCUGCAAUGUGGAUGCCUCAAACUCUGUUGAAUUUGGUGUCUUUUCACCCAUUGGUUUCAUUCCAUCCCCUUCAUGGGACCCCGCUAUAAAUGACACGAAAAUUGCCCAAUACGAGUAUGUUGUUCUUCCUGUCCAACGACCCGUUCGAAUAACUGUUCAGAGAACCACUCGAACUUCCUUUGUGACGGCGAUCGACUACGCGCGCGGUCACCAUAGUGGAGCAUGGCGGUGUGCAGCCCUCUCCAAUGGCGGUUUCCAUCUUGACAACCAACCUUAUACCGUCAUAGUUGGCACCUGUAUCGACCAGCUUUUCCUCACCACGACGAUUCUUGGAUUCAUCGUCAUGACAGUCACACUGGUUCUGGGUCUCAUCAUUGGAGGCGUUCGAUAUCUGGUGGAGACACGUUGUUUCAGACAACCCCAGUCUCAUAAAUUUUUUGUCCGACCCCUCAUCGGCGUUAUUCCAGUUCCCUCAAUGCGGAUAAACAAUGCGACCUCUAUGAAGGAGAUAUCGCUCAGUCAGCGGAUCUGCCCCACCUGCUUGGUGCAACCAGCCUUUCUUUGUGGCUAUUGCCUGUCAGUUCACGCUUUCGCAAAUUUUGAGGUGUUACGCAGUGAAAAAGGCAUUCUUGUGGAACCACCCCCGGAGUACAAUCACAAAGAUGAUCAGUGCCUCGUCGAUGCAUCCACCCUCCUCAUUGCAGAAUGCAGUCCCUCAGUGGAGCGUAGCGUUAAUGACGAUGGGGAGAACCGCAUUGAAGCUAUAGGUGAUGACGAUUGUAGUAAAAUUCAAAAUGAAAUCAGGCAAAUCCCUCACGAAAACGUGCUCAACUACGGUUUUCCCUCGGAGUUUUGUCAUUGCUGCCACCUGGAUAUGCGUUCCACCGACGAUGGUGAGACGUGGACAUCCACGGCACUGCGCGAUGUAAAACUAAUCUUUCAGGAUGAGCAGUUGGCACAGGAGUACACCGAGGUACUGGGGGUACUCCAGGCGGCGGCGGAAUCGAAUGACACGGUGACCUUCCGGGAAAGACUGGAGGAGUUCCGUGGCCGCUUGGUUCGUGACGUAGGUGCGCGGGUGCGGGUUGCACGUGACGAGAUUGUAGCGCUGAAGGAGCGCUCCGCCAAGUCAGUGGCGCGUCUGAGGGACCAGAGCGGCGCAGUGGCUCAAUUCAUGAAGGCGGGUUUCUCGCAGGUGCGUGAUAGCGUGCGCACUGUGGCUGAGAUGUGCACCGGUGGUGGUGGUACCUGUGACGACAGCACUGCUGGUCAGGCGACCAUUGGACAGUCCAUUUCGGUGGUGAGCAUCUAUAAGGACGAAAUGACCAGAAAGCCCAAAGAGCGCUGCGUCUCUAGCUUUACCUUCUAG
This is a messenger RNA of Echinococcus granulosus, 1899 nucleotides long. RefSeq lists its product as hypothetical. Gene Ontology annotation, molecular function: protein binding. NCBI's taxonomy places the organism in Eukaryota, Metazoa, Platyhelminthes, Cestoda, Cyclophyllidea, Taeniidae. The record is from RefSeq and is a predicted model, not a curated record. The coding region runs from base 1 to 1899 and encodes 632 amino acids. The transcript has a single exon.